This is a messenger RNA of Epinephelus moara (kelp grouper), 1687 nucleotides long. RefSeq names its product cytokine-like protein 1 (gene cytl1). Gene Ontology annotation, biological process: positive regulation of transcription by RNA polymerase II. Lineage: Eukaryota; Metazoa; Chordata; Actinopteri; Perciformes; Serranidae. The transcript is spliced from 4 exons. The record is from RefSeq and is a predicted model, not a curated record. The coding region runs from base 136 to 576 and encodes 146 amino acids.
UUUUCUUGCGCCCCCCUCUCUACCUCUCCAUCCCCAUCCUUAAAACUGCUGCAAGUCCUCCUCUUUUACUAUUUGAGACCCUGUUGAGUGUCGCAGCAGCUGGAAGCACCUCUGAGCAGCACUGUUAGACCCGACAUGAGGCUGAGACUCGCCACUCUCGUGUGUUUCUUCAGCUUUGUGUGGCUGUCGGAGUGCACGCCUCCGACCUGCUACUCCAGAGCGCUCGGCCUGAGCAACGAGAUCAUGGCUCUGCUGGAGAAAAUACACACCUACCAUCGCACGAAAACGUGUGCAGAAGUUCUACCUACGAUCUUCCUUGAUGUGCAUAACGCAUGUGUCACAGCCAAGAUCCGUGACUUCCUCUACGUGGUGCUGAACCAUCCCAACCAGUACUGCAGAGAGCGUCCCAGAAUGGUGCUGCUGAAACGUAAAAUCCAGAAUCUGUACACCAUCAUCAGCAGGAUGUGUUAUCGGGACCUGGUGUUUUUCACAGAUGACUGUGAGGCAAUCGACACUGGACACACUCGCCCUCACUACGACGAGGACAGGCUUCAGCUGCUGCAAGAGGAGAGAUGAGCAGCAACACGCAGAGCAGAUCACAGAUGUGCGUCUGUCUAUUUCAUUCAGAGAAACACAUCAGCAAUAUGUAGACUGGUAACGCAUACGCACCACAGCCUGCACUGUACUAGACACUGCAUCAUAAGCGAUACACACACACAGUGCUGUUUCAUGUCGUACCUAGUUGGCUCUGUGUUAGCCGCACACUCAUGUUAGUGGACAAGUGUGGCUGCAUUCCAGCAAAGGAGUGCAGAACUUUCCACAGGAAAUUUGCUGAAUGCCAACCAUGCCGAUGAAAACCUUGAAAUAAUAAACCAAUAAGAGAUGCUUGUGAGCCGGGCUUAACCGCUGCUUACUUACCAGGCCUGAUCAAAGGUUCAUGUGUCAUUAAGAGAAAUAUGUUGUGUUGCCUUAACUCUUGGUCUGACUAACAUGUCUUAAAAGAGCACUGUACAGCAUUUUGUAAACAUUUGACCAGUUGAACACGGUGGCUGAAAAUGUUAUGUAAGAAAUAGAUGCCCUAAACGUUUCUUUCCCACACUCGCUUGUAGAGUGUGUUCCUUGGGAAUUUUCUCACUUUGAAGAUUUUUUUUACUUUUGUUUCAUGCCAAAGAAGUUGCUGCAGAUUGUGCAGAUUGCACAAAAUAAAUAUUUCCAUGCCUGUGAGGAGAAUAGAUAUAAACUAAGACAUAAACUUGCCUGUUUUUCUGUACUCUUAAUCACAAUCUAUACACAGUAUGUCCCACAUUAUGUAAUAAAACUCUCUGUAUGUAUCACUUUUUAUGUACUUGUUUUAUUCUCUGAAGUAAUUACCAACAUGUUUGCCAGUUGAUUCUGGGAAACACAAGCUACUGAGACAAAACUGGCCCUCCUCCAGUCUUUGAAUCAGCAUGAUGUCCCUUUCUACAUGUUUUUUUUUUGUUUUGUUUUUACAUGAGAAAAGUUCUUUCAACUCUGAUUUUCACUCAGCGUGUGACACUUACUGAUCAAUUUCAUUUUUAUUGAGACAAUAUGAAGUUUUGUCAUCACUUUACUGAUAUACAGUUGCAUUUCAAGUAAUAAUUGUUUAGCUCAAAGUCCAAACGUAUUUUCCCUCUGCAAAACAAAAUAAACUGGUUUUUGUGCUUUG